This is a messenger RNA of Parasteatoda tepidariorum (common house spider), 3230 nucleotides long. RefSeq names its product bestrophin-4. The record is from RefSeq and is a predicted model, not a curated record. NCBI's taxonomy places the organism in Eukaryota, Metazoa, Arthropoda, Arachnida, Araneae, Theridiidae. Gene Ontology annotation, molecular function: chloride channel activity.
GAAUCUGCUCCUUCAUCUUGCGUCAUCUUUUACCUUCAUCCGAUGCGGUUCUCUUGUUCUCCUCAUAACGAGGCAUUCAUUGUAAUUUUACUGUGAUAAUUUACUUUAAAACCUUCCAUUUAAUCACUAAGCCGUAAUAAACUUUAUUUGGCAAUAGUGUGAGAAAAUAUUAGAGCUGAAAAUACGAUUAUAAAUAAUUGGAGUGACGAUCUCCCUCUUUACUUGCAAUUUUAAUACCUAUUCUUGGAUUGAAGACUAACUUACUCAUGGAAGAAUUUAAUCUUUAUCCCAUUGUUCCAUGUAACGGGAAUAUGCUUUCUGCAACCCAGGAAUGGUCCAACGUGGUUGCCAGAUACAUAAUGAAUCAGCUUGAUACUUAAAUGUUGAAAAGAACUCUGUUUCCUUUAGCGGAGACUUUUGCCAUUAUUCAUCAAAAAAUAGAAAAAACUGUUUGUUUAUUGCUGUACUCCAUUGCAGAAAAUUCCAGUGUUAGGUGUUGUUGUGAACUUCUCCUUUUUCUCCUCAUUGUUCAGUACUCAGUGUUUUCAUUCAUAAAAAAGUAUGACUGUCACAUAUUCUUUAAACGUGAGUAAAGCUCGACUUUGCGGCUUUGCAAAGUUGCUGGUGAGAUGGCGAGGAAGCAUCUACAAGCUGCUGUAUCGUGAAAUGGUGAUCUUCUGUGGGCUGUAUUAUAGCCUCAGUUUACUAUAUCGUUAUGUUUUUACUGAAAAUCAGAGAACUGUUUUUGAAAAACUGACCAUAUAUUGUGAAGCAUUUACAAAUCUUAUUCCACUUUCAUUUGUUCUGGGUUUUUAUGUAUCAAUAGUUGUUGGGAGGUGGUGGCAACAGUACAUGGCCAUUCCUUGGCCAGAUAAAGUGUCUAUGUUGAUUGCAUCGUAUGUUCAUGGCUCUGAUGAAAGGGGCAAAGUCAUUCGCAGAACUCUAGUGAGGUACUUGAUUCUUCUGAGCGCCUUAACAUUCCAGGCAGUUAGUACUUCUGUAAAGAAAAGAUUUCCUACAUUGGACCAUGUAGAAGAAGCAGGUUUGAUGACCAAAGAAGAAAGGAGAGUAUACGAUGAUAUUCACGUAACUCAUGGAAAGUGGUGGGUUCCUGCUCAAUGGUUUAGCUCACUUGCUGCCAGAGCUAGAAAAGAAGGCCGAAUUAAAGAUGACAUCUUGCUCCAAGAUCUUUUACAAGAGAUGCAUGUAUUUCGUGGAAACUGUGGUAUGCUUUUCUCCUAUGAUUGGAUUAGCAUUCCCCUUGUGUAUACACAGGUUGUUACUUUAGCCAUCUAUACUUACUUUUUGGCCACUGUUAUGGGCCGUCAAUAUUUAGAUCCUGAAAAAGGGUAUCCAGGACAUGAAGUGGAUUUAUACAUACCCAUAUUUACUCUCCUGCAGUUUUUCUUUUACAUGGGUUGGCUUAAGGUUGCGGAACAACUCAUAAAUCCAUUUGGAGAAGACGAUGACGAUUUUGAAUUAAAUUGGUGUUUGGAUAGAAAUUUACAGGUGUCGUUCAUGAUUGUGGAUGAAAUGCACCAGAGACAUCCACGUCUCGUUAAAGACAUGUAUUGGGAUGAACUUGAACCUCAACUUCCUUACACAAAAUCAUCCUUCAUGAUGAGAACGCAGCCACAUCUUGGAUCGGCUGUUAAUUUGGACAUUGACCCUGAAGAGGCAGAAUUUGUUCCUAUGGAAACAAUUCUCGAAGAAGAUAAUGACAACAACAAUUACAACAGUCCUCCUCAAAGUCCAACAAAUGAACUGUCUCCAGGUUUCAGGUCAUUUGCUGGAAGUAAAAUUAAUCUUAAUGGGGAAGAUAAUGUCUCACAGUCAGGGUUGAGGUUUCUGGAGCACUUUCCAGGUGCCAAACUUCUCAACAUGAUAAUUGGUUCCAGUAAUGAGAACUUGACUGGUACGCCCAAGACACCCAAAAAGGAAGGUAGCAUCUUCUCAGGCUUUACUCUCAAGACGCCUAACCGACGAUCCAUAUCUAGUUCCAUUGCCGAAAGCUUGCACGAUCAGAUGCUCGAUGGUAGACGUGACGUCGGAGAGCCUCUCAUACCCACACGUGCCGGCACACCCAUUCAAUCAGAGCGCGAAGACCUGCGCCACAUCAUCUUAGACAUCCCUCCUGAAUCCAACUCAAUUGAUUCUGGACAGAGCACCCCAGCUACUGUCAUUGAAGAUUACAAUCGUUGCCACGAUCUCGCCUCUCCGGCUACGAUCAUUGAAGAUUACAACCGCCGCCACGAUCUUGCCCCUCCAGCCACAUUAAUUGAGGAUUACAACCGUCGUCACGACCUUGCCUCUUCAGCUGCAAUUAUCGAGGAUUACAAUCGCCGGCAUGAUCUUGGUCAUCAUGCCACUAUAGUCCAUAAAGAAGUUGAUCCUAAUCCUGAUGAAAAUCCUGUCAUUGACCAAUCACCACCUUCAUCCCCAAAUGAAGGGGAGCCCUCCCCAUUUGAGCCCAAUUCUUCCCAAGAAAGUUUGGUGCCAUAUGUUGAUAGUAAUCAGAGCACAGUUAGCAGCUAUGCUGAGCUUCUGAAGCAUCCCAAAUAAAAAUGCAGGGUGGUCUAGAUGCUCACCGUAAAAUGCUGGUGAUAAGAUUUUUUAAAAGAUUUUUUUUUUAAAAUUUGAUUUACAGUUAGAACUAACUUGGUGACAUUGAAAGGGAAUUCUUCUUAUACUAUUUUAUUAACAUUUUUAUAAAAAAAGAAUUAAAAAAAUUAAAAAAAAAUUUUUUUGCUUUUGAAUUAUGUUUUUAAUUUUAAAUGUAUUUUUUACUCAACCAUAAUUUUUACUUUAAAGUUUUUUACGUAAAGAAUUUUUACUUUAAAGUUUAAUUAAAAUUUUAUCUUCCAAAUUUCAUUUAGGUAAGUAAAAAUUAAUGUAUUUUAAGAAAAUUCUGAAUUGCAUUGUUUCUUCCUUCCCAAUAAUUGUAAAUUCUUGCCUCUGUUAAAAAAAACUUAAAUAAUUAAGAAUUAGCUUUGAAUUUUAUAAAAUUUUAAAUUUUAUACUUUUGAUUAAUUACACACAGGGUAUGCUUUUUGUAUUGAAACAACAUUAAUAAAAACUAAAUAUAUAUUUUUUGUUUACAUUAAUAUAUAUAUAUUUACUUUUACUAUUUCCAAAAUCUGAUAAAAUCAUGAAUACAGUUUAAAACCAGAUUCUUUAAAUGUACUUAUAGUUAACUAGCAUGUUUUGAUUUUUUAAUGCUUAAUGAAAUG